Molecule: messenger RNA, 216 nt
Organism: Guyanagaster necrorhizus
Lineage: Eukaryota; Fungi; Basidiomycota; Agaricomycetes; Agaricales; Physalacriaceae
Exons: 3
Coding region: 1-216 (71 amino acids)
Source: RefSeq, a predicted model, not a curated record
AUGCCCGCCUUCUACCCCGGCUCCUUCUCAGCUCCCCGCCACCGUGUGUGGCAACCCGGUCAUGCCUGGAAUGUGGGCGACGUCUGCGUCGUAUAUUACAUUGAGCACGGGCAACAGAUAAUCGUAUCCUUUCAAUGCAUCGUCCACCAUGUCAGCGAUAAUAGCAACGGGCCUCCUAACUCGUUCUUCUGGCGGUCGGUUCCCUUGAUCCUAUAG